This is a messenger RNA of Fraxinus pennsylvanica, 1386 nucleotides long. NCBI's taxonomy places the organism in Eukaryota, Viridiplantae, Streptophyta, Magnoliopsida, Lamiales, Oleaceae. The record is from the annotation of a GenBank genome assembly.
AUGGAGCAAUGGCAAUACACCAACAGGCCCAAUCUUGAGUCAGUAAAUGCAGCCAUGGCUUCCGGCUCCGAACUUCCUCUACAUUCACCAGAAACGAUGUCUUCGGCGAUGGCGGCGGCGGAAGAGGAGGAGAAGCCGUUGGGGGAGAGAGUAUCAGCAGCCGCUUUGUCAAUUUAUAAUUCUCUUCCCAAAAAAGGAAAGCCUCAAGGAGGUGAAGUCACUGUUUUAGCGGCUUUUCUCCUCUCCAAUCCUUCUCAAGAGUUACAAGUGGUGGCAUUGGGCACGGGAACAAAAUGCAUAGGGCACUCACGGCGGAGUUCGAGAGGCGAGGUCGUGAAUGAUUCGCAUGCCGAAAUUAUUGCCAGGAGAGCUCUUCUUAGGUACUUCUAUACGGAGAUUGGAUGUCUUAUUGAAAACUUUAGUAACCAUAGACAUAAUAAUGGAAGCGUAGUGUUGCAUGCUGAUGACACUGCAUACUCGCCAUUACAUUUCGGCACUGAUAACUGUGGCAAAGGAAAAUACAAAUUGAGACCGGGCUGGCAGUUACAUUUGUACAUAUCACAAUUACCCUGUGGAGACACACCACUGAGUUCACAACUGUUUACUUCAGUUAGUCCUUUGGAACAAAGGGAUAUGCAACACCACUCUACAGAACUUGAUUCUAUAACCAAGGACUUUUCAGAAUCUGCUGCAAUGAUGAACGGCGAUUGUUCUCAAGUUCCUGGCACUGUUCAGAGGAAGCCCGGUCGAGGAGAAACAACUUUGUCAGUGAGCUGCUCUGACAAGAUUGCUCGCUGGAAUGUUGUUGGGGUUCAAGGAGCUCUGCUUUCAUAUUUCCUGGAACCAGUUUACAUUUCUUCUAUAACCACUGGUCGGUCUCAUUUUGGUUCUGAAGAUUUUCUAAUGGUUGAUCAACUGAGAAGAUCUUUAUACAAUCGAAUUCUACUGUUGUCAAAAGAAUUGAUGAACCCUUUUCAAGUUAAUAAGCCACUCUUUUUGGUAGCUCCAAUACCACCCAAGGAAUUCCAACAUUCUGAGACUGCUCUCACAACCUUAACUUGCGGGUAUUCAAUAUGCUGGAAUAGGUCCGGCUUGCACGAAGUCAUUCUUGGAACAACUGGUAGGAAGCAGGGUACCUCUGCAAAAGGUGCAAUGUAUCCUUCUACCCAGUCAUCAUUAUGCAAGAGGCGUUUAUUGGAGUUGUUUGUAUCACUCAAGCAUGAGAAUUUGUUGGAUUGCUCAGUUGGCGAGAUUAUUUAUCGAGAACUCAAGGAUAGAGCUGAAGAAUACAGUGCUACUUCAAAGGCCUUUAAAGCAAGCCCACAUUUUAGAAACUGGAUUUUGAAACCUCAAAAUUCUGAGUCCUUCUCACACAAGGGUCUUUGA